Molecule: messenger RNA, 3611 nt
Organism: Lates calcarifer (barramundi perch)
Lineage: Eukaryota; Metazoa; Chordata; Actinopteri; Centropomidae
Product: solute carrier family 66 member 2
Exons: 6
Coding region: 200-928 (242 amino acids)
Biological process (GO): phospholipid translocation; retrograde transport, endosome to Golgi
Cellular component (GO): endosome; trans-Golgi network
Source: RefSeq, a predicted model, not a curated record
UGUGUCUGUGGGCGCGUGCACAUUUCUCCUCCUCUCGUGUGAACGAGUUGAGAUUUGAAAGUUGAAGCUGCCAGGGAACCCAGUGUGUUUUGACGCUGAGUGUGCGGGUUGGUGUUUUUGAAAAGGUGAAGGAAAGUGAAUGAAGGCGACUGGUACAACUUCUAGACCCCCCAAACACCCCUGAUCUUCUGUCAGUGUGAUGGAUGCAGAGGUGGUUCUGCAGGAUGAGGACAUGGAGGGCUCGUGGACGCUGCUUUCCUGGCUGGCGGCCUUCGUCAUGGUGUUUGGAGGGGCCUUGCCCUAUGUGCCACAGUACCAGGAGAUCCAGAAGAGUAACAACAGUGAGGGCUUCUCCACCAGAGUCUGCCUGGUGCUGCUCAUAGCCAACAUCCUGCGCAUAUUCUUCUGGAUAGGGAAACAGUUUGAGCUGACACUGCUGCUCCAGAGUGUGGUGAUGAUCCUCACCAUGUUUGCCAUGCUCCACCUCUGCUGCACAGUCCAAAACACCAACCGAGUGAGCACCAAGCGUCACCGACUUUCAGACUUGGACUUAAACUACUUCUGGAAAUGGAGUGCGUUUGAGGACUACCUGCUCUUCUGUUUCGGCUUCACAGUGCUGUGUGCAGUUGUCACCCUGCUGCUGCUGGACUCUGUGGUGUUUGUGGAGAUGCUGGGCUCCCUGGCCGUGAUGUUUGAGGCCAUGCUGGGUCUCCCGCAGCUUUUGCAAAACUUCCACAAUCGCUCCACCAAAGGCAUGAGUGUGAAGAUGGUGCUGCUGUGGACGGCAGGUGAUGUCUUCAAGACCACCUACUUUGUGAUGAACGAAAGCCCGGCUCAGUUCUGGGUGUGCGGUUUUGUCCAGAUCCUGAUCGACGUGGCCAUCCUGCUCCAGUGCUCAGUCAUUAUUGAAGGAGUAAACCAGGCCUGAAGCAGGCAGAUGGUGUAGAGACCCGGCGCAGCUCCACACAGCAUGAAGAGGAGGGAAUGACCCAGCAGGACGAAGAUCAAACCUCUCUGAUGGAUGGACUCAUCUGGCCUGUGACUGCAACCAGGGAGUCAGAUCAAACAUUACAUCAGAAACAAAAUGUAAAGAACAUGUAUAACAGCUGAGAGAAUCUAUAAAUGAAGGUAUUAUAUAUAUGCACUAACCUCUAUGUAUCUGAGUUAUACUACAGAUGGGAUGCUGCAGCAGUAUGUUUUGUAAUAGAAAGGGUUUGUUUGAUGCUCCCUUGGUCACUGGAACUUAAGAGAUCCGAACAUUCUCUAAGUCUGCUUGAGGAUAAACAAGCUUAGUUGCCCUUACUUCACCAACUGCUCCCCUGUGGAGUGCACGUAUUCCCCCGCUUUCACAGACAUUUCUCCAUCUGAAGAUCAAGUCCACAGAUGGCCGCAUAGCUCUUUUUACAUCAUCUUGUUCUUACUCAGAUUUAUUUUGGAAUCAUUAGUUUGGUGAAGGGGACAGGUUCGUCUGUCUGUGAAGUUUUUUCUGCCCCAUAUGGUGUUUGGAGUUUGUGUGACUGCAAGGCACAUAUCAUGUAUCUAUGUGCGUGUGCUCAUGUCGACAGUUAUGUGUAUAUGUGUGGGUGUGUACAUGCUCUCUGUCAUGAUGGAGAAUGCAGCACAACAAGUGUCAUGUUACGUGGAACAAGGACAUUAGUUGCUGUUGUUACAGUGGAGCCAGACGAUAUGCAAGCUGGCCAGUAAAUAGAUAAGCAAUGACAGAGACGCAACUCCAGGAAGGGGAAGAUGACAGGAGUCUUUACCAGCUAGUAUGUAAGUUGCUCAGAAUAUCAACUCGGUACUGCAUAGGGAAAAUACAGAUAAUGUGCAAAUAGAGAAGUCAUCUGUAAUGGAAAAAGAGCACAACACUGUCAUUAAAAUACUUUACUCAGGAGUAGUUUCAAUUUAAUGUUGGGUUAUUUCACACAUCCCACAAAACAGUGAUUCAGGCACAUAAACAGAGCCGAACAUAAAACUCAGGGAGACAAAUAAAGGCAAAGGACUGAAUGUUCUAAUGGGAGCAGUGGAGAAUCAGUGGGAGUGAAUGUGCUAUUUUGAUAUAUUAGACAGUGGCUGUGACAGUUCAUUUCACACCUGGGCCUUCACUGGUGUCCUGACCUGAAUUAACCCACCUCUUAAUACCAUCAUUAUGAUGUCACUGCUAUAGAAACCAUCAACAAUAUACAGAAAAGCAGUAAAACAGAACUUUGCAUCACAGACAGGCAUGUCAAGUAGCCAGAAUAAAUGCCAUUACUAAAGCAAUGCUAUAAAAACCCAAGUAACUGCUGCACAAAGUCUGAUAGAUUGCCUCAAGUGAUGUCACUUGAGGCAAUCUAGUCAAGUCAUUGUCAGUUGGGUAUGAAGACAAGAAAUAAGUUUGAAAAUCAUCUCUGCUUGAGGCUUAUAAUAUUAAGAUUAUUAAGUUAAGAUUAUUAAAUUGAGCUGUAGAUGCUCUGGCAUCUAAAAGUGAGUCUUGUUUCAAUUCUUUUCAUCCCUUUCUCUGUCUCUUUUACACACACUCUUUCUCUCUCUCUCCAGAUCCCCUCUCCUCAGCUACAUGAAAUGACUCCAUAAGUUGGUUUAAUAGAGGGGAGUGGAGUCCAAGUGAAAUAUCCACUUUGUCACAGUGCCACAGCUGGCCCCCAAUUUGAAAAAGGAUGGCCAGCAUUUUGUGUUGUUUGCCCAUAUGUUCUCUUGCUCAGAGAGGUGUGUGCUUGUGUUUGUGUGUGUGUGUGCGUGUGAAAGAGUGUGUGCGCGCACGUGCUUGUGAUGAUGUGUUUGCAGUCCAGUGCCCCUUUUGCCUCAUGACUGGUUCACUCUGCAGCACUCUGCUGCCUUCCCUCCUCUAUUCACUACUUGGCAUGUAAGGUCACGCACGCAGCACACAUAAACACAUCUACUCCUUCACCCUCACACACACACACACACGUGCACACACCAGCUGUUUUCUCUGCACUAAGACAAACUGCUGCAGCAAAAACAGCAGACAGGGAAGCUUCAGUGAAAAUCUCAGUGGCAUAUUUAACAUAAAUUCCUCUGCCCUUGCACAACCAUUCACUGGUUUAGGUAUAGAUGAAGACCGAGAGGCUGAGAGGAGUACACACACACACACACACAUGCGCGCGCACACACACACACACACAGAGUUCCUCCACUCCCCGAACAAUUAGCUCAGGAUUAGAUUGAGGUCAAUACCCUGAACUCCAUUGCGUUCCCAUUUUGUGUAACAUUUUAAUCAUUCCAAUUCCUUUCCAAACAAGUUUCUUUUUUGCCUUCAUUUCUGUUUUUAUGGUUCAAUUUAGAUUCAAAUUAAGCCACCUCUAAUCUAGUACUUAAACUGAACACUGGGACUCUAUUGUAGCUUCUCGGACUAUUAAUCUUCUGGUGGAAGCUAUUUUCCGCUCACAGGUGAGGUAAUUAUAAUGUCUUUUUAUAUGCAAAGAAGUUUAUGAUACAAAGGAGCUGCACAUACCGCUGAGCACCAAUCUCUAGGCUGCAGACUCUCUUAUGGGCGGGUGAUGUAAGCAGGAGGGGCUGAUAAUGAUGAGGAUGAUGCAGACAAUGACAAACACGGCCAUGAUGAAGAUGAUUAUAUGGGUUAUGACCCUCAU